Molecule: messenger RNA, 945 nt
Organism: Torulaspora delbrueckii
Lineage: Eukaryota; Fungi; Ascomycota; Saccharomycetes; Saccharomycetales; Saccharomycetaceae
Gene: SCD6
Product: Scd6p
Exons: 1
Coding region: 1-945 (314 amino acids)
Biological process (GO): cytoplasmic stress granule assembly; P-body assembly
Cellular component (GO): P-body
Molecular function (GO): mRNA binding
Source: RefSeq, a predicted model, not a curated record
AUGUCACAAUAUAUUGGUAAGACGAUCUCUUUGAUCUCUGUAACUGACAAUCGGUACGUCGGUCUUCUUGAGGGUAUCGAUUCCGACAAAGGUACAGUUACUUUGCAAAAUGUUCGUUGUUUUGGUACUGAAGGACGUAAGAAUUGGGGACCCGAUGAGAUAUAUCCUAAUCCAACUGUUUACAAGAUUGUGAAGUUCAAUGGUAAUGAAGUUAAGGAUUUGGGUAUUCUAGACGUGAAAUUGGAAGAAGUACAACCGGUUUUGCCUCCACAGCAUGUGCUACAACCACCAACUUCAGCUGGCCAACAGCCUGCUCAGCCCCAGCAGCAAGCUCAACCUCAGGUUCCAGCUGCUGUGGCAGGCUAUGGUGUAUAUGCACCAGAGCCAUCCGCAGUCCGACCUACAUCUACCACCACCACUACUACUACUGAAGUCUCAUCUGCACCACAGCGUACUGCCGCAACACAUCGUGAAGAGCAUCAGACCAAAAGUCGUAACGAUGACCAAAGGCGCCAGCCUUCGCAUAACAGGAAAGUCGAGAUCCCAAAGGAGGACUUUGAUUUCCAGGGCAGUAACGCAAAGUUCACCAAAGACGAGGUACAUACUGAGGAGGCUGAGCCAGACAAACCAGAACCAAACGAAGAGUCUCAUCCCGAUCAGUUUUACAACAAGAAAUCUUCUUUCUUCGACAGCAUCUCGACCUCUACAGAGACAAACACAAAUUUAAGAUGGCAAGAAGAGAAAGCCAUGAACUUGGAUACCUUUGGGCAGGCUUCUGCUAGACCAAGAUUCGGUCGUGGCGGUCAAAGAGGUGGAAGAGGUGGAAGAGGUAGAGGUAGAGGUAGAGGUAGAGGUGGAAGAGGAGGUUACCAAAAUAGAAACAACUUCAACCAAAAUGACAACCAAAGAGGUCAGCAACCUCACUCACAACAAAUUGAGUUUUAA